Messenger RNA from Mucor velutinosus, 1149 nucleotides. RefSeq lists its product as uncharacterized. NCBI's taxonomy places the organism in Eukaryota, Fungi, Mucoromycota, Mucoromycetes, Mucorales, Mucoraceae. Bases 1 to 1149 code for a protein of 382 amino acids. Gene Ontology annotation, molecular function: GTPase activity; molecular adaptor activity; GTP binding. Gene Ontology annotation, biological process: cytoskeleton-dependent cytokinesis; intracellular protein localization. The record is from RefSeq and is a predicted model, not a curated record. The transcript is spliced from 6 exons. Gene Ontology annotation, cellular component: septin complex; microtubule cytoskeleton; cell division site.
AUGUCCCCUUCAGCUAGCAGUGGUGUUGGUAUCGCCCAUCUCCCCAAUCAACGUCAUAAGAUUGUAUCCAAGCGUGGUGCCAACUUUACCUUGAUGGUGUGUGGUGAAUCUGGCGUUGGUAAAACUACCUUUGUCAAUACCUUAUUUACUACUGGUAUUAAGGCUGACAAGAACUUGAACAAGCGUCACGCCAAACAAAUUGAAAAGACUGUCGAGAUUGAGAUCACUAAAGCAGAGCUCGAGGAAAAGAACUUCAAGGUCAAAUUAACCAUCAUCGAUACUCCUGGUUUUGGUGAUUAUGUCAACAACCACAAUAGCUGGAUGCCCAUCUAUGAAUUCCUCGACGAUCAACAUGAAAGUUUCAUGGCUCAAGAGCAACAACCCACUCGUAAGGGCGCUAUCGAUCUUAGAGUACAUGCCUGUCUCUACUUUAUCAGACCCUCUGGUCAUUCAUUAAAGCCUCUCGACAUUGAGGUCAUGAAACAUCUCGGCUCCAGAGUCAAUUUAAUUCCUGUCAUUGCCAAGGCAGACACAUUAACUCCUCGUGAUUUAGCACAAUACAAGCUCAACAUCUUGAACUCCAUUGCUGCUAAUCACAUUCAAGUGUACUCUUGUCCUAUCGAGAGUGAAGACGAGGAAGUGACAGAGGUCAAUAAGAGCAUCAUGGCUUCCAUGCCUUUUGCCAUCAUUGGCUCUACUCAAGACGUUACUCUUCCUGACGGACGUACUGUCAAAGGCAGAGAAUACUCUUGGGGUGUCGCUGAGGUGGAGAACGAGGAGCACUGUGACUUUAAGAAGUUGCGAAAGCUCUUGGUCAGGUCGCACAUGCACGACUUGAUUUCAACAACAGAGGAGAAUCACUACGAAAACUAUCGUCAAUCACAAAUGGGUACUCGCAAGUUUGGCGAGCCCAAGUUUAAAAAGUACGAAAACCCUAAAUUCAAGGAAGAUGAGGAUCAACUUCGCUUGAACUUUACCAAGCAAGUCAAGGAUGAAGAGAACCGCUUCCGUCAAUGGGAAGCUCAGUUGGUUUCUGAACGUGAUCGUCUCAACAAGGAUUUGGAAGAACAACAUGCUCAAAUCAAGGCUAUGGAAGCUGAACUAGAGCACAUGUAUCAACUGCACGGCCGUGGUACUAUUAGAAGAUAA